This is a messenger RNA of Bactrocera dorsalis (oriental fruit fly), 2489 nucleotides long. RefSeq lists its product as uncharacterized. The record is from RefSeq and is a predicted model, not a curated record. Bases 1184 to 2461 code for a protein of 425 amino acids. The transcript has 2 exons. NCBI's taxonomy places the organism in Eukaryota, Metazoa, Arthropoda, Insecta, Diptera, Tephritidae.
GGCCAAGUCAAGACUUUACGGUGCUUUACUCAUCAAAUCGAUGCUUUGAAUGCUCAAAAAUCCAGAUGUUUCACUCGAUGGGAGAGAGCUCGCAUUGUCAUCAUGAAGAGUGAUCCGUCUUCGGCGGAGAGACAAUUGCCAAUCAAAUGGUUGUACCUCUCAGAAUUUACUGUUCUACAUUGUGCAAUUGAUAUGGUUGCGACAUGUUCAGUUUUUCCAAAGUAUCUCAAUCUCACGAUAGAUCACAUGACGACCUCGCAUUAACAGUUUGCGCAUAAUAAAGUUUUUUGUUGUCAGAUUCCAACACUAUAAAAAAAAACCUACAAACGUAUUAUAUUUAUUGCCCAUGAUUCUUUGUUUGCCAAUUUCUGCAAUAACUUAUCAGCGCAGUAAGGUACCUCAGUACCUGCACAGUGAUGAGUAGACUCACAUAAACCUGCGCGAUUGCUUGCGAAAGCCUUUGAAAUAUAAGUAUGUAAAGAUAAGCGUUGCGAUAAGUUAUCUGUAUGUCUUCUAUAUCUUAUCAAUAAACUGCGCCACUAAUCGUUCUUUAGACAUUAAUUCACCGUUACGAGUAUUUACUAAAGUACCCGUACCUGUCCAAGUGCUCACACGGUUUAGGUACUUGGAAACGUUGGAACAGUACAUGAUCACCAAAGAACUGCAGUGCAAAGAACAGAGCAUCAUCAGCCACCAGCUUAUCGGCGCUUAUUAGCCACUUCCAACGAGCUCGUCAACUAUACUUUCGCAAUUUAUUUUGCUACUUUGUAGAAAAAAACCCGAUUUUCAACAAUGAACCCGACGCAGCAAGAUUGCCAGUGUAUUUGACACACACCAAAUAGAUGUGGUAACAAAAGAAAAAUAACAAAAACAACGCACUGAAAAAGACGCAGUUGAAUUGCAAAAGUCAACAUAAAUAUAAAUAAAAAUAAAUCUUACACACUUAUUAGAUAAACAACACUGCUGUGAGACAGUCGCGAAGAAAAAAUUUGAAUUCUUUUUAUUUUGUUUUUUAUUUUGUUCUCGGUUUUUUUUACUAAAACAAAAUAAUGCAAUAAUCAUAAAAAACAGAAAUCUUGCAAAAAAAUUUAAUGUAAAAUACUUUGAGCCAUUUUUGGUGAACUUUACGAGUAUAUAUUUUUAAUUGGUCAAUACGCUCAGCCAAGGGAAAUCUACCUGCCGCAUGUGGAUUCUAUCGGUGCUUGUAAUUCUGCCAAAGACGUUGUUGGAGCGGACGACGCCGCACUGCAAUAGUGCAACCAAAUUCAAAGCGAAGCUCGUCAGACACCAAUUGUCAGCAGAAAUAGUUGCAGCAAAAACGCCAGCAAAAUCAACAUUCGUAGCCGCCUUAGCGCCCAGCAGCAGCAGCAGAUACAAAAAGAACAACAAUAACAGUAGCAGCAGCAGUGUAGCAGAAACAACUGUAGCCUUUAACCCAAAGCAAUAUUCUAGCCAAUUAAUAGACGAGUGUGUGCCCAUCGCAUUUUUAGUAUCCACAUCGUUGUCGCCAUCGACGGUGUCUUCGUUAUUCAUCGACAUUGUAUUUAUUUUCAUUGCGUCGCUUAUUAAUUUACGCGUCCAACAUUUCCUCCACAACGCGGUUAAAUCGAAGUUAGUAUUCUUGAUGAAUGACUUUCGCAUAAAAUCACUUUAUAAGCCAACUACAACAACAACAACAACAGCAACAGUAGCAACUGACAGUGGAACAGAAUUAACUGUAAUAUUAUCAAAAAUAUUAAGAGCUAUUAGAACAGUGAUAGAAAACAAUAAUAAUAACAACAAUAGCAGCAACAGCAAUAAUAUAAUAAAAUCUAUAAUCGAGACAACAACAACAGCGUUAACCAAUCAAAUCCCACGCAUCAGUGAAGCUAUCCCUGAAGCCCCCCUAUAUUCAUUAUUACCAUCAGUAAAUAACCAAAACAACAUCACGGUGGCCGCCUUUGUACAAUUACGGCUUUUUAAUAAUAACUCCUUCUCGUCGAACAAUCAUCGUACUUACAAUAACGGCAGUAAAUCGAAUAAAGUAUUUCUACACUAUACACCACGUGAUCCGCGUUUAAGAAACUCCAGUGAAAAUCAAGAGAUUUUUAUCAAUAAACACCAGUUCGAUAGUGUUAGUGAAUUGAAAAUAACUGAAGAUUUAUGCGCUUAUGGCGAAGUUAUCGGAGGUACCUCCGCAAUAAUAAUACAAAUUAUUAGUGCUAAUUUACCAAUAUACUGUGAUUGUAAUAAAAUUAUUAAUUGUUGUAAACCUACGUGUAAUAUUAAUAAAACUAAUAAUAGCAAAUUUGAAAGUGAAAGUGCGAGUGCGAGUAACAACUUAAACAUUGGUGAUCAUUCACGUAGUAAAACUAUUUCGGCUGUCAACUCUCACAAACUAAUAUACUAUAAGAAGAUACAAAAGCAAACACAAAACCCGACCGCAGAGUCACACGAAGUGGAAAAUAAGUUCUUGAGGUAAGUCUGCCCAUUUAUAGUAUUGGACUUAG